ACGCGCUUCGGGUUGGUCAUCGGCUGCUCUGGGAGGAUUGGCAGCAGGCUCGGGUACAGCGUAAGCUAUACGCAUUGUUAGGCAACAAAUCGAGACGAGCAACCGCCGCAUACGACGGGGGACGCCUUCAUACCACUGGGCACGGCAGUGUACGGCAGAUAACGGCUUCGUACCGCAAUUGACGGCAGCAUACCACAGCGACGGCAGUAUAUUACAAGCAACGGCAGCAUACUGCAAGCAACGGCUGUAUACGCGGACCUGGUGGCAUCUACCGGAACCUGCACGCAUCGGCGCCGCACAAGUCACAAGGACAGCGAACGAUGGAGUCCAUGAGGAAUCUAUCGACAAGUCUGCCGACUUCAGGCCGGAGGCGCACAGAGCAACCAGAGCUGCUCUCCGAAUUCAAGGCAGCCGCCUUGUCCGUGACGAAUUUGUUCAAGGCAGCCACUUCCGCACAGGCGAAGGCAAGGUCAUCAGGCUACCAAGAUGCUCUCGACGACCUGUUGGCCUUCCUGGACCGAGAGAAUUUGGGGUUGAUGGACGGAGAGGGGUGGAGGGUGAGGCAGUGGGCAACGGAGCGCUUAGACGGUGAGGGAGCGCCUGGGAAACAGAGCGGUGCUGAUGAGGAAGACGAACUGGUUGUGCGGCACGAUGACGGCCUCAACACACGCAGCUCGUCGCCCGAGGCUCAGAGGAAAUCGCCCCCAGCUGUGCCGGUGUCAUCCAGUCAUUCGGCAGACGAGUCGUCUCCGCCUCGAAGAGUCCUGUCAGAACCUCCCGCAUUGCAAGCAACACCCGCAAUACAGUAUCCCUCUCAACUACCAACGACACACGACUUCACCUUCCGCUCCACCCACGCAUACCCAACCAACCACGACAGAGAAGGUAGCGUCGGCAUGGAGCUGGACGCUUCCUCCUCUAGCCCACAGACGACCGCCUCUACACCAUCAAGCACCGGCACCGUCCGCAUUUUACCACGAUCCUCACGCUCACGCCACACGAACCACAACCGACAUCGAGAAAAUGGCGGUCGGACCAUCAAUCUCAAUCUCGCGAGCGGAGCGGGCGGCAAGCGUAAGAUGCCGUAUCCGGAUUUUUUCGACAUCUCAGGGAUGGAGUUUGAUGGGUCUGACAGUGGGCGAGAUGGGAAGGGAGGUCGGGCAGGGGGAGGGAAACGGGGGAGGCAUGUGUGAUGUGAUGAGGUGCAAAUUCGUUUAGAGGCUUCUGUUGGCGCAUAGCGAGGGAGUGUGGCAUAGCAUGAUUGGAUUUGGGAUGUUGUAUGGAGGCAUGAGCAUGAGCGACGGCCGUGAUCGAGAUACCCAGGGUCAUGUGGCAUGCGUAGCAGGUUAUGAGUACAAGUGCAGUCGAUUCUGUUAAUGUGCAGAAC
This is a messenger RNA of Baudoinia panamericana UAMH 10762, 1387 nucleotides long. RefSeq lists its product as uncharacterized. Lineage: Eukaryota; Fungi; Ascomycota; Dothideomycetes; Mycosphaerellales; Teratosphaeriaceae. Bases 321 to 1193 code for a protein of 290 amino acids. The transcript has a single exon. The record is from RefSeq and is a predicted model, not a curated record.